Hyalella azteca is the source of this 3472-nucleotide messenger RNA. Its product is annotated as bleomycin hydrolase. The transcript is spliced from 12 exons. Gene Ontology annotation, biological process: L-homocysteine catabolic process; response to toxic substance; proteolysis. Lineage: Eukaryota; Metazoa; Arthropoda; Malacostraca; Amphipoda; Hyalellidae. The coding region runs from base 15 to 1565 and encodes 516 amino acids. Gene Ontology annotation, cellular component: cytoplasm. The record is from RefSeq and is a predicted model, not a curated record. Gene Ontology annotation, molecular function: cysteine-type aminopeptidase activity.
AUGUUGCACGUUUUAUGAUCUCGGAUUGUUGGGUUGUUUUAAAAAUUCAAUUAAUUGUUUUAGAAAUUUUCCCUUUUUUUCAAGUUAUUUUGAAGAUGGCCAAUGUUACAAACAAUGCAACUCUGCCUCUGAAAAAGAUUCCACUUUUCAGUAUAGAUGCAAGUGCAAUAGAAGAAUGUAACCGCCAUGUUCAAGAGGAUCCUACCGUAUGGCUGGGCAACACUGCCUGCUUUAAAAAUGACCUGCAGGAUGUGUGCCUCAAGAGGGAAGUUGUGGCUCAGCUGCAGCAUGUGUACUCACACAAGGUGGAAGCAGAAUGUAAGCCCGUCACCAACCAGCGCGUGACUGGCCGCUGUUGGAUUUUUGCAGCCCUCAAUGCAAUCCGUAUUCCCUUCUGCAAGAGCCUUGGGCUUGAAGAAUUUGAGUUUUCUCAAGCUUACAUUUUUUUCUGGGAUAAGUUGGAGCGCUGCAAUUACUUCCUUAACAUCAUGGUUGACUGCUGUCGCUCCGGAGAACCCGUUGAUGGCCGCCUGAUGAGCUUCUUGCUGCAUGACCCCAUCAAUGAUGGUGGCCAGUGGGACAUGUUCUUCAACCUUGUCAACAAGUACGGCCUGAUGCCCAAGAAAUGCUUUCCCGAGUCCCAGAGUUCAGAAAAUUCUGGAACAAUGAAUUCGGUUCUGCGGCACAAGCUGCGGGAGUACACGAAGGAGAUACGCACGCUGCUGGAGGACAAGGCCGCUCCGGACGACGAGGUGCGGGCGCUGCUGCGGCGCCAGAUGCUCGAGGUCUACAGGAUAUUGGCCGUGACUAUUGGCGUCCCGCCCUCAGCCUUCACGUGGCAGUACUACGACAAGACCAAGGCCUACAAGGAGAUUGGGCCAAUCAGUCCCAAGGAGUUCUAUGAGCAGCACGUUAAGCCGGUCUUUGAUGUUGAGCAGAAGGUGUGCCUGGUGAAUGACCCAAGGCCCAGCAACCCUUACGGCCGCCUCUACAGCGUCGACUGCCUGGGCAACAUGGCGGGCGGCCGCAUGACGAUCUACAACAACCAGCCCAUAGAGACCCUUAUGAAGGUGUCGGGCGACAGCAUCAGAGAUGGAGAGGCUGUCUGGUUUGGCAGCGAGGUUGAUAAAGGCUUCGUUAGAAAAUUAGGCAUUCAGGACACGGAGGCGUUCGACUACCGACGUCUGCUGGGCGUGGAUGUGAACAAAGGCUUGAACAAAGCUGAGCGCCUCUUCUAUGGCGACUCCCAGAUGACGCACGCCAUGACCUUCACAGCCUGCCACUUCCAGCCUAGCAACGAAGUUGACGAUGGCGCGCCAGAGAAGGAGGCGGACGCCCUCCCUGUCAAGUGGCGGGUGGAGAACAGCUGGGGCGAGGAGCGCGGCGAGAAAGGUUACCACGUGCUCAGCAGACCCUGGUUCGAGCAGUUUGUUUUUGAGGUUGUGGUGGACCGCAAGUAUGUGCCGCAAGACGUGCUCGACGUCUUCACGACGCCCGUGACCGUCUUGCCAGCCUGGGACCCCUUGGGGGCCCUCGCCAGGAACAGGAUAACUAGGCUCGACUAGACCCCACCUAGCCCUGUGAUGCAGGAUAACUAGGCUCGACUAGACCCCACCUAGCCCUGUGAUGCAGGAUAACUAGAUUUGAUCAGACCCUACCUAGCCCUGUGAUGCAGGAUAACUAGGGUCGACCAGUCCCCGCCUAGCCCUCCUAAUUCCGUUCCAAAAGUAUGGGCAGUCCUAGGAAACCCUCAAUUAGCGAUUAUUUACAACAUCAGGUUUCUUUUUUUUUAGAUUAUUCACAGUGAGUUUCAUUUUUCUGUUUUUUAGAGUUGUAUUAAUUCGUUGUGUUCGAUUUGUAUACUAUUGUUUUCCUAUUUCGCUCAGACUCUUGCUCGUCUAUAUCACACUUGAAACCUGUAUGAACGACAAGAAACUGUCGCUCCCAAAAUUACUUGCUUUUAAUUAUUCACGCGUAGGAUUUUUAAAUGUGGUAUCUGUUAAAUCAUUGUUAUCUUUCACAAAAAUGUAAGAGACACGCACGCGUCAAGUAAUCGUAUCAUACACACUGCAGAGGAACCUGUACGCUACUGAACGCGAGGUAGUUAGCAGAGAUUAGCAGUCGCUGAAGUCUUGUUGAGUUGUUAGGCAGUUGUUAGCUGACCGUGGCCCUGUGCAGUCAGCCCAGUGCUACGAAGGCGGACUAGACAGUACCUGAUGUCUGACUAGUUUGUCAGUCUAGUUUUGCUAACUGGUCGAGUAUUGCCGACUAUUACCAGUGUCCCUGCUGUCGUUUCACGUAUGUGGAUUAAUGCUUCUCCUGAACUACAUGCAUUAAUGCUGUGCAAUACGGUGUUGAACUUCUCGUAUAAUCAAGUGGUUUUAAUCGGAAUUUGAGCAUAAUAAAGUAUUUUAACUUUGCGGAAUUACGAUUUUAGCAAAGUGAUUUCUAAUAAACUGUUUUAUCAUGUUUGUGUGGCUACGAUUUUAACAAAAAGUGAGUUGCUAAACUAUUUUAAGUGUGAUUUUUCAUUAUUUUAAUCCAUGGCCAUUGCACCGGCUUUUAUACUAACGAUGACUAGGAGAGUUCGAAACAGCAUUGUAGGUCAGAUAAAUGAAGCACAGUUGCCUGAAAUUCAUUUAUAUAUUGUCUUGGCCUGGAGCUGCGGGCGUUCAUCCCUGACAGUAGUGAACUAUAGGUUCAACUAAAGUUCGGUUGGCUAGUACUGUAGUAGCAGCUCCUGCCUGUGACAACUGAAUGGAAUAUCUUCUUCUUGUAUCUCUAAUAAGCUACUAAGUUUUUGUACACAUGUCGCGGUCACCGUUACGAGGUUUUUUGUCAUGAAAAUCGGCAUUCGGAAAAGCUAUUAUUGUCUCGCCGUGUUCACACUACGUACCAUCAUCCACGAAUGUUUUUUUCCUCAACUUAAAACAGUGUGGGUUGGCAGAGCAGACUCCACGCAGCACUGUAGACGUGUUCCCAAGAGUAAUCAAAUCUUUGAUAAAGAAGGAUUUAUCCUACUGAGAUGCAAGCAAAUGUGAACAAAAGUUUGGUCAGAGCGAGCGUGUUCAGCUGUGAGGACUAUCUGCACUACAGUGUUCAUCAUAACGAACGUAGCUUCAUUACAAAUUAUUCGAUUAGUGUCUCUAAAAACUAGAAAAUAUUUAAGGCAAACUCGUACGAUGCGACCGGUGAUCUUACGCGAUAUUUUAGUUUUAUGUAUUAAUUUAUAUACUAAGUUAAAAAUGACAUAGGUUUGCCAUCUCGAGCUCGAAGGCUUUGUUUUAGUUUCCAUUUUAUCUUGACUAAUUUUAUGCCUCAUUUUAAUGUACGAACAGUUGGCUCGAUAUUUGGGUGGGUUUGGCAUGUCACGCCCAUGUUUCUUGGACACCAGACUAAUCCAAUGUUCUUCUUCUAUAAUUCUGAUGCUAAAAUAAAUUUUAGCCGUAAGAUGAGUAAAGACUGGUGGUUA